ACAAAGCCUUAAGCUUCUUAUAAAUCAGAAGAAAGACGAGACCAUUCUUCUCAUAGCUUCAACUUCUUUUCUAGAACAAAAAUGGGGAGACCACGAUUGCUUGUAGUGUCGAUGUCGCUUCCGGUUACUGCAAAGAGGAGUGGAGAAGAGUCUUGGUCUUUCACGAUGAGUCCUGGUGGUCUUGUUAGUGCUCUUCUAGGUUUAAAAGAGUUUGAGACCAAAUGGAUUGGAUGGCCUGGCGUAGAUGUUCAUGAUGAGAUUGGGAAAAAGACACUCUCCAUUGCCCUAGCUGAAAAGGGAUGUAUCCCAGUGUAUUUGGAAGAAGUGUGUGAUCAAUACUAUAAUGGCUACUGCAACAAUAUUUUGUGGCCGAUAUUUCAUUACAUGGGAACGCCACCAGAAUAUCGUAACGAUGCAACCAUAACAUACCAGUCACAGUAUGAUGCAUACAAGAAAGCGAAUCAAAUCUUUUUUGAUGUCGUAAAAGAGCACUACGAAGAUGGAGAUGUAGUUUGGUGCCAUGAUUAUCAUGUUAUGCUUCUUCCUCAGUAUCUAAAGGAAUACAACAAUAAGAUGAAAGUUGGGUGGUUUCUCCAUACACCAUUCCCUUCCUCCGAGAUGUACAAAACGUUGCCCUCCCGAUCCGAGUUGCUUCGCUCUGUUCUCACUGCUGAUUUAGUCGGUUUCCAUACCUAUGACUUUGCAAGACAUUUCGUGAAUGCAUGCAUGUGUAUUCUUGGAAUUGAAGCAACAUCUGAAGGAGUUGUGGAUCAGGGCAAAGUCACUCGAGUAGCUGUUUUUCCAAUUGGGAUAGAACCUGAGAGGUUUAUAAACACAAGUGCACUCUCUGAGGUCAUUCAAUACAUGAAGAAGUUUAAAAACGAUUUUGGUGGCAGAAAGUUGAUAUUAGGAGUCGAUCGUCUCGAUAUGAUCAAAGGGAUCCCACAAAAAUAUCAGGCAUUUGAGAAAUUUUUAGAGGAAAAUGAAGACUGGCGUGGUAAAGUCAUGUUACUUCAGAUUGCAGUGCCAACAAGAAAUGGUAUUGGUGAAUACCAAAAGAUCAAAGACCAAUGUCAUGGACUUGUUGGACGAAUCAAUGGUCGUUUUGGUUCUAUCUCCUCUGUUCCAAUAAUUCACCUGGAUUGUUCUAUUGACUUUAAUCAACUAUGCGCACUUUAUGCUAUCACAGAUGUACUACUUGUGACAUCUUUGAGGGAUGGGAUGAACCUUGUGAGUUCUGAAUUUAUUGCCUGCCAAAAAGCAGAAAAAGGGGUUCUCAUUCUAAGUGAGUUUGCAGGUGCUGGACAGUCACUUGGUGCUGGAGCUCUUCUUGUGAAUCCUUGGAACAUUAAAGAAGUCUCUGCAGCCAUUGGAGUAGCUCUAAAUAUGUCACCUGAAGAAAAGGAGAGAAAACAUAAAAUCAAUUUUCAGUAUGUGAAGAGUCAUUCUACUCAGCAGUGGGCAGAUGAUUUCAUGAAUAAACUUAUUGAAAUUACAACUAAUGCGAAGCUACGAGCUGGAAAUGUCCCAUAUGAACUUCCAGCACAAGAUGUGAUUCAACAAUAUUCAAAGUCUAACAAUAGACUGCUAAUUCUUGGAUUCUAUGGAACGCUCACUCAGCCAAUGAAAAGUCAAGAGAGAAGAGGCGACGGGAUGAAUCUUGCGCUGCACCCACAGCUAAAAGAAAGACUAAAAGCAUUGUGCAAUGAUCCAAAAACAACAGUAGUUGUUCUGAGUAGAAGUGAGAAAAGCAUAUUGGAUAAGAACUUCGGAGAAUAUAACAUGUGGCUGGCUGCGGAAAAUGGAAUGUUUCUAAGGCAUACAAGUGGGGAGUGGGUGACAAAAAUACCAGAAAACAUGAACCUGGAAUGGAUUGAUGGUGUCAAGCAUGUUUUCAAGUACUUCACUGAACGAACUCCAGGAUCAUUUUUCGAAACAAGCGAGGCUUCGCUUGUAUGGAAUUACGAAUAUGCUGAUACUGAAUUUGGGAAAGCUCAAGCAAGAGACAUGUUACAACACUUGUGGGCAGGACCAAUCUCUAAUGCAUCAGUGGAUGUUGUCCGAGGAGGCCAGUCUGUGGAAGUCCAUGCUGUUGGUGUAACAAAGGGAAGUGCAAUGGAGCGCAUUCUAGGAGAAAUAGUGCACAAUAAGUCAAUCACUACACCAAUUGAUUAUGUUUUGUGCAUGGGCUGUUUCUUGGGAAAAGACGAAGACAUUUACACCUUCUUGGAGCCCGAGUUAACCAAGAAAACUAAGUCGUUUCCUUCUUCAGGUAGUAACUCCCCCAAGAAGGUCUCAUCUACCAUCGUUGACCUCAAGGGAGAGAACUACUUCUCCGUAGCUAUUGGACAAACGUACACAAAGGCUCGCUAUUUCCUUCACUCAUCUGACGACGUUGUGCAAUUGAUUAGCAAGCUUUGCACACACAACAACAAUGCUUGACUCAUCUUCACUAUAUCUUUGUAUCGAGAGAUGUUUGGCUAAAUCUGUACCAUUGAAUAUUUGAUUUGCAAUUUUGGCACUUAACAAACUCAUUUGCCAUACUCUCUCUUUUUUUUUUUUUUUCUUAAGUUUCUUUUCUGUCUCUUUUUCUAUUUCUUGUUUUGUCUCUCUCUCUUCCCUCUGUUCUUUAAUGGAUUGGAAACUAUUUCCUUAAUAAUUUUUUAUUGUGUUGGAAAACUAAAAA
This is a messenger RNA of Capsella rubella, 2686 nucleotides long. Its product is annotated as probable alpha,alpha-trehalose-phosphate synthase [UDP-forming] 4. Bases 82 to 2442 code for a protein of 786 amino acids. Gene Ontology annotation, cellular component: cytosol. Gene Ontology annotation, biological process: trehalose biosynthetic process. NCBI's taxonomy places the organism in Eukaryota, Viridiplantae, Streptophyta, Magnoliopsida, Brassicales, Brassicaceae. The record is from RefSeq and is a predicted model, not a curated record. Gene Ontology annotation, molecular function: catalytic activity. The transcript has 17 exons.